UUCUGAAGCAAACAGUAUGAAAGUCCGAAUCAUAGUUAAAAAACUGCAUAUUUUUUUCCCCCUUUAGACCUCUUCCUACAGUUGCUCGUUAUUUCGUGAUCUAUUAUAAAAGAAUUCAGAAAUGGCUACCUUAGCUGAUGAACUUGCCGCUGAUCUUGAUCUGCUUUCCGAUGAAGAAGAACAACAAGCGUCCGAUAUUGAUGAGGAACAACAAGCACUAGACGAUCUAAAUGAGAACAAGCAGGCCAAUGAUACUAUGGAGAUGGAGGAAGAGCACAGUAGCGUAAAUAAAAAGCUUUCAGAAGAUAAUCCAAAUAGUGUUAAAAAAGUUGCUAAACUUUUGUAUAGUAAACAAAUGCAAGAUACACUUCAGAAAAUUGAUAAAUACACUGAACAAAAUCGAACAGCUUCAGACGUGGUCGGUCCCAGUGAAGAAGAUGAGGAAUACAAAUUAGUAGUUCUAUCAAACAGUAUGACGGCUGAGAUCGAUGGAGAAGUUCAAAUUGUGCAUAAAUUCGUUCGUGAUCACUAUGCUGCGAAAUUCCCUGAACUCGAGACACUUGUGUACAACCCUAUAGAAUACGCGCUUACGGUAAAAGCAAUCGGCAACGAAACUGACAUAACCAAAGUAGAUCUUCGUUCGAUUUUGCCCUCUGCAACAGUAAUGGUAGUGACCGUUACAGGUACAACAACUGCCGGUAAAGAAUUGCCUGAAGAAGAAUGGAAGUUAACAGAGGAGGCAUGCGAUAUGAUACUCGACCUUGAAGCAGCUCGUAAAAAGAUUAUGACCUAUGUCGAAUCUCGUAUGACAGUCAUUGCUCCCAAUUUAUCUAAAGUUGUUGGGACAGCUACAGCCGCUCGUCUGUUGACAGCAGCAGGUGGUCUUACUGCGUUUUGUAAGAUACCUUCAUGUAAUGUCCAAGUUAUUGGUAACAAUAAAAAAACAAACACAGGGUUUUCCUCGGCACAGGUGGAUAGACAUGCUGGAUACGUGCUAUAUUCAGAGCCAGUAUUAACAGCACCCUCGGAUUUGAGGAAGAAAUUAGUAAAGAUUGUUUCUGCCAAAGCAGCAUUAGCAGCGCGUAUUGAUGCAAGUCAUCAAUCACCUGAUGGCUCGGCUGGUCGGAAAAUGAGAGAUGAAAUCGAUGCUAAGAUUGAAAAGUUACAAGAAGCACCGUCUUUAAAGGUUGUCAAAGCAUUACCUGUUCCUGAUGAAGGACCCAAGAAGAGAAGAGCUGGUAAACGUGUAAGAAGACAGAAAGAGGCUUAUGCAAUGACGGAAUUACGUGCGGCCAGAAAUAGAAUCGCAUUCGGGGAAGCUGAAGAAGAGGUAGGAUAUGGUGAUGAGACAGAAGGUUUGGGUAUGGCCACAAAACAGUAUGGUAAAAUCAGAGCUUCGGUGGCAGAUCAGCGUAAUAAAAUCAAAGGUCCUAAACUCAAGAGUUUCAGCAAUCGUGUUUCGGGCACAGCAACCUCUGGUUUGGCGUCUUCUUUAGCAUUUACGCCUGCACAGAGUAUGGAGUUGAUCGAUCCAACAGCCGCUUUAGAGCAGGCUAAGGAGAAGAAGAAAGAAAAGUAUUUUGGAGAUGGUGCAUUCUCUCUGUAUCCCAAACCAUAAAGCAGCCUUGCUAUAGUUUUACAAGGGAUAUGAUUUUUUUGAGAUUAAUAACACUAAACCAAUGUAUAUUUUAUGUUUAUCAAUUUUUUCGCUUAUCUCAACAUCCGCAAUCAUUACACUCCUUAAUAUACUGUAUCAAAACCCAUCGCUCUGAAUUUUUGCCCGUUAGAUACACAGUUGUGUUGUUCUUUAUCUUUUACGUUUAUGACUUCUGAAGUUGAACUGUGUAGUGACGGUAAAUAGUGUUACGGAUAACAUUUCCAAAUAACCAUUAGCGUUCAGAACAUA
This is a messenger RNA of Mycotypha africana, 1906 nucleotides long. RefSeq lists its product as uncharacterized. The record is from RefSeq and is a predicted model, not a curated record. Gene Ontology annotation, biological process: spliceosomal tri-snRNP complex assembly; mRNA splicing, via spliceosome. Lineage: Eukaryota; Fungi; Mucoromycota; Mucoromycetes; Mucorales; Mycotyphaceae. Bases 122 to 1618 code for a protein of 498 amino acids. The transcript is spliced from 4 exons. Gene Ontology annotation, cellular component: precatalytic spliceosome; U4 snRNP; U4/U6 x U5 tri-snRNP complex.